Coniophora puteana RWD-64-598 SS2 is the source of this 1350-nucleotide messenger RNA. Its product is annotated as P-loop containing nucleoside triphosphate hydrolase protein. The record is from RefSeq and is a predicted model, not a curated record. Gene Ontology annotation, molecular function: RNA binding. Bases 1 to 1350 code for a protein of 449 amino acids. Gene Ontology annotation, biological process: mRNA splicing, via spliceosome. Gene Ontology annotation, cellular component: spliceosomal complex; intracellular anatomical structure. NCBI's taxonomy places the organism in Eukaryota, Fungi, Basidiomycota, Agaricomycetes, Boletales, Coniophoraceae. The transcript has 8 exons.
AUGCCCGCGGACUUGCAGGCCAAGAUUUUCGAGGCUACGCCUGACGGACGUCGGAAGGUUAUUGUUGCAACGAACAUUGCGGAGACGUCUUUGACAGUGGACGGCAUUCAUUAUGUGGUAGAUGCCGGAUAUUCGAAGCUCAAGGUGUAUAAUCCCAAGGUUGGUAUGGACGCCUUGCAGAUCACGCCGGUUAGUCAGGCGAAUGCUAAUCAGCGGACUGGUCGUGCUGGGCGGACUGGGAGCGGGUUUUGUUAUCGCCUGUACACGGAGUCGGCGUUUAGGAACGAGAUGUUCCCGAACACUAUCCCUGAGAUUCAGCGGACGAAUCUUGCCAAUACGGUGUUGCUGCUGAAGUCUCUAGGCGUCAAGAAUUUGCUAGAGUUUGACUUCAUGGAUCCUCCACCACAGGCCAACAUGAUCAACUCGAUGUACCAGCUUUGGGUGCUGGGCGCGUUGGACAACGUCGGUGAUCUGACUCCUGUCGGUCGAAAAAUGUCCGAGUUCCCUAUGGAACCCUCCAUGGCCAAGAUGUUGAUCGCGUCUGUGGACUACCGGUGCUCUGCUGAGAUGCUCACGAUCGUGUCUAUGCUGUCGGUGCCGAGUGUGUUCUACAGACCGAAGGAGCGGAUGGAGGAGGCCGACGCUGCACGCGAAAAGUUCAAUGUCCCUGAGAGCGACCAUUUGACGCUGCUUAAUGUCUUUAACCAGUGGAAGUCUCAUAACUAUAGAGACGAUUGGGCGACGAGACACUUUUUGCAUCCGAAGCUGCUUCGGAAGGCGCGCGAAGUGCGUGCUCAGCUGGAGGAUAUUAUGAAGUUCCAGAAAAUGGAGAUCAUUUCGGCUGGCACGGACUUUGAUGUUCUAAGGAAAGCGAUCACGGCCGGUUACUUCCACCAGACGGCCAGAGUCAAGGGUAUUGGCGAGUACGUCAACAUUAGGACCGGCUUGCCUACGCAUCUGCACCCGACCAGCGCAUUGUACGGCCUGGGAUUCACUCCAACCUAUGUGGUAUACCAUGAACUCAUCCUGACCUCGAAGGAGUACAUGACGCAAGUUACAGCCGUUGAUGCCUACUGGCUAGCCGAGCUGGGAUCUGUCUUUUACUCGGUGAAGGAGAAGAACUUUGAUGGUUCGGGACUACGUCGCAAGUCUGAUCGCGAAUUCUCGAAGCGCGCCGAGCUGGAGACGCAGAUUGCCAAGCAACGGGAAGAGAGUGCAAGGAAGGAGGUUGAGGCUGCGUUGGCCACACAGACGUCGAGCGGUGCCAGCUCCAAGAUGAUUGUGCCAGGCACCCCGAGACAUCCAGGAGGGCGUGUGAGCCAGACGCCGAGAAGGCGAGCAGGGAUAUAA